Molecule: messenger RNA, 4276 nt
Organism: Ictalurus punctatus (channel catfish)
Lineage: Eukaryota; Metazoa; Chordata; Actinopteri; Siluriformes; Ictaluridae
Product: sphingosine kinase 1
Exons: 5
Coding region: 232-1848 (538 amino acids)
Biological process (GO): negative regulation of apoptotic process; cellular response to growth factor stimulus; sphingosine biosynthetic process
Cellular component (GO): cytoplasm; intracellular membrane-bounded organelle; membrane
Source: RefSeq, a predicted model, not a curated record
AUCUAUCUAUCUAUCCUCCUCCUUUUCUCUUAGUGUGUGUGUGUGUGUGUGUGUGUGUGUGUGUGUGUGUCGUCACUAGGGAGAGAUCUUCCCGUGGAACUAAAUCCAGCUGUUAAACUCCAGCAGUCCCGCAGCAGCCUCCGGACCUUGCACGCGCGCUGCUAUCUCCCUACACCGUCCCAUCGGAUCCCGCGGUUUCCGGUGCAGAGCCGGAAACUUCUCCGGGUCGGAAUGGAUGGAGCUGCGGAGCUGCGCGCGGAGUUCACUGACGCCGCGACCGGGAGACUCAGAUUCUCGGUGACCUUAACGGACAGAUGCCUCUCGGUGCGAAAGAUCGGCGGGUCGCCCGUGUGGCAGCACGGACAUGAGCACGCGCUCGAGCUCGGCCUCGGUGACUGUGUGGGAUGCCGCGCGUGCCGGAGCGAGGACGAGGCGGACAAAGCGGCGUAUCUGUCCGCUUAUUUCUACCCGGCGCGGCGCAGUUGGACCGGAGCUCCUGCUGGCCGCCAAAGGGUGGAGCACCGAUUCCGGGUCCUGACCGGGGAGGACGCUCGAGCUAACCUGGAGGAGGCGGAAAGGUGGGCGCGCGCUGUCAGACAACGCGCAUCACAGCACGUGCAGGGUCUCAGAGACGGUGUUGAGUUCAGUCGCGUGUGUGUCAGCCGGAGAGUGAUGGUGUUGGUGAAUCCUCAGAGUGGACGAGGCCAGGCGAUGUCUCUCUACACUGGCCCUGUACUGAGCAUGCUCACUGAGGCAAACAUCCCUCACACACUCAUCACCACAGAGCAUCAGAACCAUGCACGUGAGUUGGUAAGAAAUGCCGAUCUGUCACAGUGGAGCGCCAUCGUCAUCCUGUCAGGGGAUGGACUUCUGUUUGAGGUGAUCAAUGGUUUGAUGGAGAGGGAGGACUGGGAUACGGCGAUCCGCACUCCACUUGGCAUUCUACCAGGAGGAUCUGGCAACGCACUGGCAGCAUCAGUCCACCAUUACACACAAGCUGGCCCUGCAUUGGGUGAGGACUUGCUGCUAAGCUGUUGUUUCCUGCUCUGUAAAGGUCUGGUGUGUCCACUGGACAUCAUCUCUGUGCGUCUCUCCUCCGGGCCCCGUCUCUUCUCCUUCCUGUCACUCGCCUGGGGUUUCGUGGCUGACGUGGACAUUGAGAGCGAAAAGUUUCGCCACGUCGGUGCCAUGCGCUUCCUUGUGGGCACUCUUCUGCGUCUGGCAUCCUUACGCACCUACCAGGGCAGGCUGGCUUUCCUGCCCACUCGAGAGGAUUCCAGCUCAGCAUCGAUUUCCUCUUCUCCUGCUUCACAUCCUCAUUCCCUUUUUUGUUCGUCUGUUCGGUGUAUAUCGCACGUGCAGGGGCAGAACAGAACAAGUGAAAAUACAUGCCAUAACUCUAAUGGCGGUGACUUCUUACUAUCUGAAAAUGAGUCAAAGGAUGACAGACUACUUGACAACCUCUUGAGUCCUAUCGGAGAUCCGGUACCAAGAGACUGGACCAUAGAAAAAGAGCAAGACUUUGUUCUGGUUCUAGCGACCUGCCACUCUCACCUGUCAGAGGAGCUGAUGGUGACACCGGAUGCUCAGCCUGACGAUGGGUGCCUUCACCUGCUCUACGUAACAGCAGGAAUAUCGCGACCAGCCUUGCUUCGACUCUUCCUGGCCAUGGAGAAAGGGACGCACCUGACAUGCGAGUGUCCACAUCUGAUGUACCGGCGUGUCCAAGCACUGAGGCUGGAGCCAAUCACGAAGCCUGGAGUCAUUACAGUGGAUGGGGAGCAGGUGGAGUAUGGGCCAAUUCAAGCUCAAGUGCACAAGGGAUACGCCAGGAUCAUAUGUGGAUGACCUCUGCCUAAAAACAUGAAUCAGCUAAAAAGGCAAUUCUAACUGAUGGUGGAAAAUGGAAUCAACCUCAAGUUGGUCUUGUGUGGUUUAAAUAAGGUCUUUUAAACUGAUGGUUGAAAUGCGCUACUGAAUGUUCAAGAGCAUCAUGGACUACGCAAGCUGGUGGGUUUGUAAACUCUAAUACAAGUAUUUUUAAAUGAACAUAUGUCUGACUGAUAUUAUAAACCCUGGCAUCUAAGCUUAGCUGAAGCCCACAUUAUAACAAUUCUGUUUAAAACAACCAAGGCUACCUAUAUUGAUUUUUAUAAUGAGAACCUUUAUGGUGUAUCUGACACUUUUCUCCCGCUUUUCUUUUGCUUUUAAUGUCAGGAUGGUCUAGCUGCUGAGCAUGUCCUUGUGGAUAUACGUAUAUGAGUUAGGGAUCUCUAGGAGUUCAUUGUGAUUCUGACAAAAACACAUACUACCUGGCUUGAACCCAGGAUAAAUCAGUGCUACUCACUUGGAGUUUUAUCAACAUUUACCUCUCUCAUCCAAGUGUGAAUAUUGUAUAGAGAGCCCUAAUACAGGAGAGCAUGAGAAUGCCAUCAAAAUAUCAUUCAGGGAUUGCAUGGGCAGUGGAAAAUGGCCAAUGGUAUCAGGUGGUACAGACAAACUUGUUCUUUCUCAGUAGUUACAAGCCUUGUUCCUCAGUUUAGAUCAAGCCAUAAUAUGUAACUGAUUCAAAUAAUUAGUUUAUUCAGAACAUCCGGUUGGUGGGUUUUGACUGCCAGCUGAUAAUUUGGUAGCCUGAGGUUGGUGUUUCUAAAACUUGAACUGAAUUUUCCUGAUCACUAGAACCCCAGCUGACCUAAAGACAGUGCAUUUUAACAGAUGACUGAUUCUAUGGGUCUAGAUUUCCAGCUGAUAAUUUGGUGGCCUGCAAUUGGAGAUAAUUUCUAACAUGAAUUUGGUGGUCUUAGAGAUCCAGCUUGUAACAGCUCUCUUGUUGUCACUAGUUCCUGUCAUCUGAAUGGUAAUUGUUGCUUUAAAGCUGAAUUUUAGCAGAUAGUUUGGUGGUCUGAAGUCAGAGGUUAUAAACCUUCAAAUGAUAAUAUCUAACGUGUUGUGUGUUGUGUCUAGAAACCUGGCUGAUUAUUGCCGAUCUAAAGAUGGUGAAUUUUAGCAGGUCACUAAUUUGAUGUGUCUAAAUUUCCAGCUGAUAAUUUGGUGACAUGAAAUUAUAGAUCAUUCCUGAUCGGGGGCAGUCAGAGUUUUCGGCGUUGGAAUUCCGAUUACAAAGUUUGCGAGUUUGAAUCCCAGUGCCAACAAGAUCACUGUUGAGUUCUUGAGCAAGACCCUUAACUCUCAUCUGGUCAGUUCAAUUGUUAGUCGCUUUGGAUAAAAGCAUCUGCCAAAUAACUAAAAUAUAAAUAUACCCGAAUUCGAUGGUUCUAGAGCUUUGAAAUAAAUCCAUUUAAUUGGAGUCUAGCUACGAUGAGCAAAAGUUUUUUUGGUACUCUAUAUCUACAGUAUAGCUCAGACACUUCCCCUCAGUUCUUUCUACUGUUUUUUAUGCUGCAGCAUUUUACAGACCAGCACAAGGUGGAGGCUAUCACACUUCCUCAUUCCUUAGCAGAAGCAUCUAGGUUUAUGUUUAGGUUUAGUUUUUUUUUUUUGGACAGUUAUCAAGACAUGUUAGAAAAAGUAGAAAAGCAAAAGAAAGGCAUUACACACACAAAAAAAGCCAUUCUUACUAAUGGCACUGUAGAAUAGUCCAAUAAGAAAUGCCUUCUUAUUACCAAUCGUGUGUAUUAGAUUUUACUGCAUUUUUGCAAUAUAUUAGUAAUGCAUUGAAUUCCUACAGCAGUUACAAUGAAUUAUAAGCACAGUUUUUUUUAUGGGCUUUAACAAAAAAUAAUAUAUUUAGAAUUUACUCUCCUGAUAUUGAAAUGCUUUUAAUCUGUGCUGUUAUAUAAUAAUAGCAAUAUAUAAUAUAGUACAACUACUAUAUAUCAGUAGAGUGGGUGAGACUGUGGUGCUAUCUCUUGUACAAAAAAAAAAACAUGUUAAUCAGAUGUCUACUUUCAGUCAUCAAUCGCUCAAUGUUAGCUAAGAAUUUCAGGUUGCGUUAUUAAGACAACUACAUAAAAUGCACUUUUAUAUUUUUCCAUAAACAACAUUCUCAUUUGUUUUUGUUAGGUAAUAUUGCUGUAAAAGAUGCAUACCAUAAUAAAGUAUAUUUAAGUUGUUUUCCCUUUGGUGUUUUUCCCUGAAAGAUUUACAAACUAGAAAGUUAAACACAUUUGCUCUAUAAGAAUAUUAUACCUUGUUAUACAAGAUUAUACCAGAUAUGUUAUGUUUAAUGUGGAAAGUCCUGUUAUUAAAUGUAUUAGCAGCUAUAAAUAGUGAUACCAUCAACUGGUUUUCUUUUUUAUGUCUCAAGAAGAGA